This is a messenger RNA of Abrus precatorius (Indian licorice), 1461 nucleotides long. Its product is annotated as protein SAR DEFICIENT 1-like. The transcript has 7 exons. Gene Ontology annotation, biological process: regulation of salicylic acid biosynthetic process. The record is from RefSeq and is a predicted model, not a curated record. Bases 1 to 1461 code for a protein of 486 amino acids. Gene Ontology annotation, molecular function: DNA-binding transcription factor activity; calmodulin binding; sequence-specific DNA binding. Gene Ontology annotation, cellular component: nucleus. Lineage: Eukaryota; Viridiplantae; Streptophyta; Magnoliopsida; Fabales; Fabaceae.
AUGGCUGCAAAAAGGUUUUUCAAUGAUUCUGAUCAAGACCCUGAUAAGCUAAGUGACAAACGGAUGAAGACUAAUAGACCUUCUUUUGCUUCAGUGAUAGGUGAAGUGGUUAUGGUGAAAAACGUGCAGAACCUUUUAUCAGCCAUGGAACCGUUGCUUAAAAGAGUUGUGAGUGAAGAGGUUGAGAGAGUUAUGAGACAAUACUGUCCACUCUCCUCCUAUAAUAGAUCUCCUUCAUUGAGAAUCGAAGCAAUGGAGCAACCAUCAAGCUUGCAACUCUCCUUCAACAAAAGGCUUUCCCUCCCUAUUUUCACGGCUAGUAGGAUUCUUGACACUGAUGGGAACCCAAUCAACGUACUUCUUGUGGACAAAAGCAAUGGCCAAGUGGUCUCCACUAGUGUCCCACAUGCCCUCAAGCUAGAGAUUGUGGUUUUGGAUGGUGAUUUUCCACUUGGUGGUGAUGAUAAUGAGCAUUGGACGAGUGAGGAAUUCAAUAGCCACAUAGUGAAGGCGAGAACUGGGAAGAGACCAUUGCUUGCUGGAGAAUUGAGUGUGACCAUGAGAGAUGGAAUGGCACCAAUUGGGGACAUUGAGUUCACUGAUAACUCAAGCUGGAUUCGGGGUAGGAAGUUUAGGGUUGCAGUUAGGGUGGCACCUGGGAGUAAUCAUGGUGUUCGGAUUCGUGAAGCCAUGACUGAGGCAUUUGUUGUUAAGGAUCAUCGUGGAGAAUUGUACAAAAAGCACCACCCUCCAAUGCUUCAUGAUGAUAUAUGGCGCCUAGAGAAGAUUGGGAAAGAUGGAGCUUUCCAUAGAAAGUUGUCCUCCGCGGGGAUCAAAACAGUGCAAGAAUUUCUCAAAUUAGCAGUUGUUGAUACUCCUAAGCUAAGAAGGAUUUUAGGCCUUGGAAUGUCAGACAAAAUGUGGGAAGGCACAAUCAAGCAUGCAAUGACUUGUGACAUGGGGAGCAAGAUCUACAUAUACCGUGGAUCACAAUUUACUCUUUUUCUGGAUCCAAUAUGCAAAUUAAUUAGAGCUGAUAUCAAUGGACAGACAUUUUCCAACAGAGAUCUUAGCCAUAUGAUGAAUAGGACCUAUAUAGACAAAUUGGUGAGAGAAGCAUAUGCUAGAUGGCAUAUGUUGGACGAAAUUGAUGCAGUGCUGAAUGACAACAUUGCUUUGUUAACCCAAGGUGAUCAAACUGUGGAGCAAUUUCCAAACUCUCAACCAGCAUCAGUAGUCUCAUAUGAUCAAAACCAAUAUUAUGGUGACAAAUCUGCCAGCUAUGUAGCAAACAACAGUGCACAAAUGGGAUGCUGUGAGUGGUCACUGAAUCAAGCCUAUAGCACAGCACCAUUUGCCAAUGGCUUUCCUUUUCGUUUCUCAGGUUCACAAUCAGAUGGUGACAUAACAGCUUCAGGUUCUGGCUCUGUAAACAUUGAUGGGGCCACAGGACAGAAUUAG